This is a messenger RNA of Sceloporus undulatus (fence lizard), 8136 nucleotides long. It is a transcript of the gene ATP7A, whose product is annotated as ATPase copper transporting alpha. Gene Ontology annotation, biological process: monoatomic cation transport. The transcript has 24 exons. Lineage: Eukaryota; Metazoa; Chordata; Lepidosauria; Squamata; Phrynosomatidae. Gene Ontology annotation, cellular component: membrane. Gene Ontology annotation, molecular function: ATPase-coupled monoatomic cation transmembrane transporter activity; copper ion binding; ATP hydrolysis activity. The record is from RefSeq and is a predicted model, not a curated record. Bases 277 to 4806 code for a protein of 1509 amino acids.
GGCGGGGCGGAGGGAGGGAGUCCAUCGUAAAGACCGCCUCAGAAGAAGCAGAAGUCUCCCGGCGAAGGAGAAGGAAGGAGCCCCGAGGAGGAGGAGAAGCGGAGAGGAGCCACGCCUGAGGUCUUCUGGAUGGUAUGGGUCACAACUGAUUUAAGAUGGAGAGGCUGCCACUGUUCAUAGAAGAGAGGACCGUACCUUUCACUAUUGCCAGACUUCUCAACAUGCGAACCUCCUAACUAAGCUCUCUGUACAAAGGAAUGUGAAACGGUGAACAAAAUGGAUCCAGCAUCUGGCACGAGAUUGAUUUUUGUCUCUGUGGAGGGAAUGACAUGCAAUUCUUGUGUAGAGUCUAUUGAAGCCCAGAUUGCAAAACUAAAAGGAGUUCAUAGUAUUAAAGUUUCACUCAGAGAUAAGAAUGCAGCCAUUAUUUACAACCCCAAAGAGCAAACUCCAGAAGCACUACGGGAAGCAAUAGAGGACAUGGGAUUUGUUGCUGUGCUUACUGACACAAACCCACAACCUGUUGUAGCAGACACUACGUUUCUCACAAUCCCUGCUCAGUCUACUUCAACCUGUGAAGAGAUCCGUAGCCGCCUCCUGAAGACCAAGGGCAUCUUAGAUGUGAAAAACUCCUCUGAUAAGAAAUCCCUAGUGGUUACAUUUGUCUCCGCUGUUAUCGAUGAAAAGCAGGUCAGCCAAAUAGUGCCAGGGUUAUGUUCGGAUAAUGUGCCACGUGAGAAAAGCCCUGGGACCUCUGAAGAUAUGAAUGCAUCCCAAACGGGGGAUGUGGCGCUGAGGAUAAAAGUCGAAGGAAUGACCUGCCACUCCUGCACUAGUACCAUCGAAGGGAAAAUUGGCAAGCUGCAAGGCGUCACACGAGUCAAAGUCUCCCUGGACAACCAGGAAGCCGCGGUCGUCUACCAGCCUCAUAUCAUCGCGGCCGAGGAAAUAAUAAACCAAAUAGAAGCUGCAGGCUUCAUGGCCUCCAUCAAGAAGCCGCCGAAACCCCUCAACCUUGGUGCUAUUGAUGUGGAGCGGCUGAAGAACACGCAGACCAAAUGCUCCUCCAGAGCGGCGCCAAAAAGUCCAGAGGACAGUCUCAAUCUGCAGACCAUCAGAUUCCGGGUCGAAGGCAUGCACUGCAAAUCCUGUGUCUUCAAUAUUCAGUCCAGCAUCUCAGCCCUCCCCGCAGUAAUGAGCAUUGUGGUUUCGUUAGAGGACGAGUCGGCCACCGUGAAGUACGACCCCGGCCUCAUCGGCAUCAGCGCCCUAAGAAGAGCCAUAGAAGCUGUGUCCCCAGGGACAUUCAGGGUCAGCCUUUUCGAUGGACACAAAAACAGAGAGCUGCUGCAUUCUCCCAAAUCUCCAGUGAAAUCUCCAAGGGUUGCCAACAGCUCUGCACACCAUCCCUUGAUGCACGUUACCAUGAUAAAUGUGGAAGGAAUGACUUGCCAUUCUUGCGUCCAGUCCAUUGAGGGAGUGAUAUCCCAAAAGCCAGGUGUGAAGUCAAUAUGCGUCUCACUUCAGAACUGUAAUGCAACUAUAGAAUAUGACCCCAUGCUGACAUCCCCAGAUGACUUAAGAAACUCCAUUGAGGACAUGGGUUUUGACGCUUCCUUAACAGUAUCGCCCAGCACAGAACCAGUGGUGCUCAUAACUCAGCCUUCCCAGGAAAGGAUGGCAGAAUCUCAGGAUAGUAAACUCCCCAAAAUGGAUGCCCGCUCCAAGCUGUCGCCCGUUCACGACAAGCAGGACAUGAAUGUCCCAUCGAAGUGCUACAUCCAGGUCACUGGCAUGACAUGCGCUUCUUGUGUGGCGAACAUUGAAAGGAAUCUGAAGAGAGAAGAUGGCAUCUGCUCCGUCCUUGUUGCCUUGAUGGCUGGGAAGGCAGAAGUGAGGUAUAAUCCUGCUGUCAUCCAGCCGCCAGCCGUAGCUGAACUGAUCAGAGAAUUGGGAUUUGGAGCCACCGUCCUGGAGAACUAUGAUCAAGGGGACGGGAUCCUGGAACUUGUGGUGAGAGGAAUGACAUGUGCCUCCUGUGUGCAUAAAAUAGAGUCCACACUUAUGAAGACAAAAGGUGUCCUGUACAGCUCAGUCGCUCUUGCUACAAACAAGGCACACAUUAAGUAUGACCCUGAGAUCAUUGGUCCUCGCAGCAUCAUUCGGGUGAUAGAGGAUUUGGGAUUUAAUGCUGCGUUGGUGAAGAAAGACCGAAGCGCCAGUCACUUGGAUCACAGGCAGGAAAUAAGGCAAUGGAAACGCUCCUUCCUUGUAAGCCUGUUCUUUUGCAUUCCUGUGAUGGGGCUCAUGAUCUACAUGAUGGUGGUGGACAGCCACAUGUCCUCCAUGCACAAGGCUGGAAAUCUGACCAAAGAAGAAAUGGAAGCCUACCAUUCGUCGAUGUUUCUGGAGCAACAGAUCCUUCCUGGGUUGUCUGUUAUGAAUUUGCUCUCCUUUCUGCUGUGUGUCCCUGUUCAGAUCUUUGGAGGCUGGCAUUUCUACAUCCAGGCUUACAAAGCCCUGAAGCAUAAGACGGCCAAUAUGGAUGUGCUGAUUGUGCUGGCAACCACCAUUGCCUUUGUCUACUCCCUUGUUGUUGUCCUGGUUGCGAUGGCCGAGAGAGCGAAGGUCAACCCCGUGACUUUCUUUGACACCCCACCUAUGCUCUUUGUAUUCAUUGCAUUGGGGCGAUGGCUGGAGCACAUAGCCAAGGGAAAGACCUCGGAGGCCCUUGCAAAGCUCAUUUCACUACAAGCCACAGAGGCAACUGUUGUGAUGUUAGGUCCAGACAACAUCCUGUUGAGUGAAGAGCAAGUAGAUGUUGAACUGGUUCAGCGGGGCGACAUUAUCAAAGUGGUCCCAGGGGGCAAGUUUCCCGUAGAUGGCCGUGUUAUUGAAGGGCAUUCUAUGGUGGAUGAGUCUCUCAUCACAGGAGAAGCGAUGCCCGUAACCAAAAAGCCUGGCAGCACCGUCAUUGCUGGCUCCAUUAACCAGAAUGGAUCCCUGCUGAUCUCUGCGACGCAUGUCGGGGCUGACACCACUCUUUCCCAGAUUGUCAAACUUGUGGAAGAAGCCCAAACCUCAAAGGCUCCGAUUCAGCAGUUUGCUGACAAAAUCAGUGGCUAUUUUGUUCCUUUUAUUGUUGGUGUUUCAGUGGUUACGCUGUUUGCCUGGAUCGUGAUUGGAUUUGUCGACUUCGAAAUUGUGGAAACUUACUUUCCCGGCUACAAUAAGAGCAUUUCCAAAGCGGAAGUGGUAAUCCGCUUUGCUUUCCAAGCCUCCAUUACGGUGCUGUGUAUUGCCUGCCCUUGUUCGUUGGGCUUAGCAACCCCCACAGCUGUGAUGGUGGGCACCGGUGUAGGAGCACAAAAUGGCAUCCUGAUCAAAGGCGGAGAACCGCUGGAGAUGGCACACAAGGUUAAAGUUGUGGUGUUUGACAAGACAGGGACUGUCACCCAUGGGACACCCGUGGUGAUGCAGGUGAAGAUGCUGGUUGAGGGUAACCGGAUGCCACGCAAUAAGAUCCUGGCAUUAGUGGGAACUGCGGAGAGCAACAGUGAGCAUCCUUUGGGGUCGGCUAUAACAAAAUACUGCAAACAGGAAUUGGACGCUGACACCCUUGGCACGUGUACAGAUUUCCAAGUAGUCCCUGGCUGUGGCAUCAGCUGUAAAGUCACCAAUAUUGAAGCUUUGCUCUACAGCAGGAAUGAGACUAUCGAAGAUAACAAUGCCAGGAAUGCCGCCCUUGUGAAUAUUGAUGACCAGGUUGGGGAGCAGAUGCAGCCAGCCUUGAUUAUUGACGAACGGUUGCCAGCCACAUGGAAUUCUCAGAAGUACUCUGUUCUCAUUGGAAACCGGGAAUGGAUGUCUAGAAACGGCCUCCAUGUCAAAAAUGAAGUCGAUCAGGCCAUGACUGAGCAUGAGCACCGAGGGCGCACUGCUGUCCUUGUGGCAGUGGAUGGUGAACUCUGUGGCUUGGUAGCCAUUGCUGAUACAGUGAAACCUGAAGCAGAGCUAGCCGUCCGUACUUUGAAGGCUAUGGGCUUGGAGGUUGUUCUGAUGACUGGUGACAACAGCAAAACGGCAAGGUCUAUUGCCUCUCAGGUUGGCAUCUCCAAAGUGUUUGCCGAAGUGCUCCCCUCCCACAAAGUGGCCAAAGUGAAGCAGCUGCAGGGCGAAGGGAAGCGGGUGGCCAUGGUGGGCGAUGGGAUCAACGACUCCCCUGCCCUUGCUAUGGCCAACGUGGGCAUCGCCAUUGGCACCGGCACAGAUGUGGCCAUUGAGGCGGCAGACGUGGUCUUGAUCAGGAACAAUUUGCUGGAUGUGGUGGCAAGUAUAGAUUUAUCCCGGAAGACUGUCAGAAGGAUACGAAUCAACUUUGUCUUUGCCCUCAUUUACAAUCUGGUUGGAGUUCCUGUGGCUGCUGGUGUUUUCCUUCCCAUUGGUUUGGUGCUACAGCCUUGGAUGGGCUCAGCAGCAAUGGCAGCCUCAUCCGUCUCUGUCGUCCUUUCCUCUCUGCUGCUCAAACUGUACAAGAAGCCUACUUCUGAGGAAUAUGAACACCGCGCCCGCAGCCAGGUGAGGCAGAAGAGCCCCUCGGAAAUCAGCGUCCACAUUGGGAUCGACGAGAGGGGUCCGGAGUCGCCCAAACUGAGCCUCAUGGACCGCAUUAUCAACUACAGCCGGAGCUCCAUCAACUCCCUCUUGUCGGACAAGCGCUCCCGCAGCAGCAUCGUCCUCAGCGACCCGGACAAGCACUCGCUUCUGGUGGGGGACUCCCGGGAGGAAGACGACACGACCCUCUGAAACGCGGGAAGGGCCAGGUCUCCCUCCAAGCACUGGUUUAUUCUGGAGGUUGACCUGGCUGGACUGGGAAUCAAAUUUAAAAGUUCUUCAGGUUUUAGUUACUCAGUUGACUAGGACAUGGGUCGGCAAGGGAGGCAUGUUUCAAGAGAGCGAGGAGUUUCUGCACUGUUUUGUUCAGCAUCCAGAAGCCAGAGCUUGCCAAGGGAGAGCGCAAGAGAGGAGAAUGCGCCGGAAGCCAAAUGCUGAGCCUUUGUGCUGAACUGUGUUUCAAAUGUUUUUCUCUGGUAAGGCACCCAGUUAAGGACACGCUUUGGAAUCUUGAAAGAGCAGCGCAUGGUUUCUAGGCCAUUUCUUCGCAUGUUGCGUGGCAUUUGUCGUUGGGUAGAAACCAUGACAUUUUCUGUUUUUCAAAACAGAUGUGCCUUACUGCUUAACAUUCAGGAUUUCCCUGCUUCAUAGUGUUUUAAGUACGAAAAUGGCAUUCCACCGACACAUGUCAGAAUAUCAAGUCUUUUCCUUGGAAAAGAGAGAAACCAUUCCCAUUAUUUAUGUCCUUUCCCCUCCGUUCGAACUGAGCAAUUGCAACACUCCUCUGAGGUCUUUGGUGAAAAGGCUCUUACCUCUCCCUUUCAUCCUUGGCCACACAACAAAGUUUUGUUUUGAGUUGUCAGGGCCACAAUUUCUGUUCCUUUUGCAACUUACAACUGUAUCUCUUUGCAGUUUCUCUCCAAGUAGUUGCGAAUCAAGAUGUGUUAAUGGUCAGGAGAUGUUUGUCUGAGACAGAUGGACCAUUGUGGACGUUUGGAAGGCUUUCCCCCCUCCAUUUCUUACAAGAUGCUUCUUUGGGUGUGCUUAUAAUAAGCAAUCCCAAGAGUUCUUUGGCUGUUUUCUCUUUGUGAUCAUCACAAAGGUCUCUUCUUUAGACCAUGUUUUCAUGCUGGUAAACUGAAACUUUCCCACUUUGCUCACUGCUGCUCCUGUAGUUGGUUCCCUGCCAUGCUAAGAAUGAUUGAUACUAACUUUGCUGCUAAGAUGGAUCUAUGCCAAGUACCUUUCUGCACUAACUGAUAUUCAUACUCAGUUCCACAUUUUGUGGCUGGAGCGUUUAAAUGGAGCAUCACAGGCUUUAAAACACAUGACUGAUUUGUGUUUAUAAGAAACAGCUCGAUGGGGAGUUAAAACUGUGGCCCACACACAGUUCUCUCACCAUGGUUGUGGAUUGGCGGAUGGGUGGGUUUUUGCCCUUACCUGUAAGGACAGGUAAUAGUGGUUGAAAUAAUGAAGUACAGAAUCCCUUUAUGCCAACAUUUCCCUUAAAGUUAAAGAAGCCAGGAAUCUAGCAGCACCAAAACCCAGGAGACACAGGGCUGUGGCUCCUAGCCUCGGCCACCUCCUAGCCGUUCUCUCACCCCAUUCCCUGACCCUUCAAUUUCGGAAGGUAGAUUUGAGGCUUAUGAAAAAUAAAACAAUAAAUCUAAUCACAUUUAUGGGACCUGUCAUAUCAGGGUACAUUCAAAUGUCAUUUAUGGCCACCAAACUCCCAUGGCAAUAACCAUUUUUUGCCCCAAAUGCCUCCUCCUCCCAAUGCUUUUUAGGAGCCAUGGGGGGCAUUUUAGUCCUUUUUUCAAAACAGGAACUGACCAGAACCCUAACCCCAACCCUAACCUAAAAUGACCUUAGGAGCCUCCAAAAACUUGACCCCUGAGGGCCACAAGGGGCAGGUUGCAGAGGGGACAUGGCAAAAAACGCAAGGUCCUCCCCUGGCAUGUUAGGCUAACACUGGGCUUAGCCUUCAAAACCCCCAAACCUAUGCAUUUUUCAUUUUGCUAUGGAAAAUGCUUAACGUCUGCCGCCCUCUUUAUCUAGAGCCAGAUCGCACAUGCCUAGGAAACGCAUGCUUUUUCAGCAUACGUUGCAAAGGGCCUUGGAGCAUGUUGGGUGUGCAGCUGCGGCUGGAAAGCUUAUCCUAAUCUCUUCUCUUUCACAUUGCACACACUUUUCCCCCCCAGUUUGUCCCAGUUGUAACCAUUAUAGUGAGAUGGAAUAUAGUAUUGUGUUUAAUCUCUACAAAACAGAAAUCAUGGAAGCAGAUGUAUUAUUUACUUUGACAGUUUUGUACUUCAAGUCAUUUCCUCCUGCCCCAAAUUUCUAGAUUAUGUUUAAGAUCGCUCCUUAGAAAAGGGCUGCAGAUUUUCAGUUUAAAUUUGCGUUAGAGGCUGUGAUGGAGUCGGUCAGUUCAAGUUAGGGGCAAUGGAGGUUGCCCUCUCAAUAGAUUGUAAUUAAUGUCUUUUAAUUGCCUGCCAGAAUCCUUUCAGUUACCCAUGCCAUGGAGGUCCAUUAACAUUACCUGACCGCUCAAAGAAAUUUGGCUUGCUUAAUAGAUUGAAUCAGUUCAGUUUUAACCACCUCAAAUAACUUCAUAAGCGAUGUCUUGUGAUCCAAGUGAAAUUCUCUUUGCACCGAAAUUAAGUGACAGUUUGGUGGAGACCCCCAGAUGCCCCUUCGCCAAAGGCAAAGCCUUGCUUUCUUUGUUUUUCAGGCUGGAAAUCAGUGAAAAUGGUUACCUUUGCCCUUGGCCCAUUCUAAAGGUAUAUUUGAGAUGGAAAAACAAAUCUAAUCACGUUUAUGAGGCAUGUCAUAUCAGGAUGCUUUCAAAUGUCAUUGAUGGAGUGUGCCUCGUUUUGAUCAGCCGAAUAGAGAAACGUAGCAUGAAGAACUUAACUUCACAGAUGUGUAUCUAGUGCCGAAAAUGUUGUCUUUCCCCAAAAUCUUCCCCCUUUUCUAGACGCGAUUCUCCAGGCUGUUUUUUUAAUAUCCGUCUUGGAUAACCUUGUGAAUAAUAUUUUAUACUCAGCUUUAAUUCAACAAACCAAAACGUCCUUUUUCUGUCUUAAAUGUCCGGUGGCCGUUUUAAAGGUAGCUGUGACCUUCCUGUAAAUAGGUUUGCUCCCUUUCUGGAGCAUGUUCUCUUUUCACAAGUUUUAAGUUAUAUGUUAAACCCGCUUCGAAACCUGACUGCGGAAAAGGCUAUGCAAGGCAUUGAAUUCUUAUUUAUUUUCCGCUCUUUGCCGCCGUUACGUUUAUGUUAGACUUUUGCUUUAUGAUUUGGUUGCCUCUAGUCCAUGAAGCAGAAGUCCCAGCCAUAACUAUGCGUAUAUUCUGUUUUCAUAUUCAGGAAACCUCCUUGAUAUUUUGUUUUGCAAAAGUAAAGAACGCCGUGCAAUAUUAGUUUAUAAAUCAUAAUCUUUUACAUUUUCUGAAUAUGCCACUGUCAUAAUCCUGUUGAGAACGUGCCUUCAGCGCUAUAAAAUGGUGUUGUGCAACAUUAAA